GACAACAAACACCAGCGCUCCUGACGGCACACAAAACAAAACAAAACACAGGGAUGAGUUUAUGAAGGGACAAAAGUGUGUGUGUGUGUGUGUGUGUGUGUGCGUGUGCGUGCGUGUGCGUGUGCGUGGAGGGGCCAGGCUUAGACCAAAUCCUUUCUCCUCACUCUCUUUCUUCACCUCUCUUACCCUCUCCCUCUCUCUCUACUCUGGGAACAAUAACAGGGGAACACCCAGCAGGGACAACAAAAUAUUUUCGUGAAAUUGGCACCGAAAUCUUUGCAGAGGAGCUGAAAUUUGUGAGCAAAACACAGUCAGGAUGAUGACCCAAGAAGACAUGGACUAUGAAAACGACACUUACGAAUACUUGGAGUAUGGCUAUGUAGAGGAGGCCAAAGCUGGCAGCUACACUCAGAGAGAAGCUCUUCACAUCAUAUCAGUGAUUAUCUAUAGCCUGGCAUUUACUCUGGGUGUAAUUGGGAAUGGCAUGGUGAUCUGGGUGACUGCCUUCAAAAGCAAAAGGACCGUGAACAGCAUUUGGCUGCAGAAUCUGGCCAUUGCCGACUUUGUGUUUGUGCUUUUCCUCCCGUUCUCCAUCGACUACGUGCUGCGGGACUUUCACUGGCUCUUUGGGAAGACCAUGUGCAAGCUGAACUCAUUCGUGUGCACCAUGAACAUGUACGCCAGCGUGCUGUUUCUCACCAUCCUGAGUUUGGAUCGCUACAUCUCACUGGUCCACCUGAACUGGUCGGAAAGGUUUCGAAACGUCCGGCGGGCCUGGUGGGUGUGCGCGCUGAUUUGGAUCACAUCCUGCCUUUUAAGCUGUCCGGCCCUGAUUUUCCGUGACGUAAUCCAACAUAACGGGAAGAUUGUGUGUUUUAAUAACUUUCACGAUGAGAGCGCGCACAUGAUAGCGGUGAGACACAUUGCGAUGGUGUCUCUGCGCACCACCGUGGGCUUUCUGCUUCCGUUUGCCACCAUCACCGUGAGCGGCGUGCUGCUGGCUGUUAAGAUGCGCCAGUCCGACUCGGUGCGUUUGACCAGCUUUUCCAGAACCGUCUCUGCUGUGAUUCUUGCGUUCUUCCUGUGUUGGGUGCCGUUCCACACGUUCAGCCUGAUGGAGCUGAGCAUGCACCACACCACCUACCUGCACAGCGUGCUCAUCGUGGGCUUCCCCCUCGCCACCAGCCUGGCCUUCUUCAACAGCUGCGUCAACCCCAUUCUCUACGUGCUGCUCACCAAGAAGGUGCGUAGACUGGUGAGGAGGUCGUGUUUGAACUUCACUAAGAACUCGCUGAGAGAGCUGAGUCAGUCUGUGUCAGCUACUGAGAUAGACUCAGGACUGGCCAGCUGCUCUCCCGAAGAGCCCAUGGCCAACUCCUCCAUCUGAUGGGCUCAGCCGUCACUCCAAACGCACCCUAGAGCUCCAACUGAACUGAAAAUAAAUUUUGACUGAUUGGUUGGGAAAUACUGGCUUUUAAAGGUACAGUAAGUGAUUUCUGAGAAACACUGUUGAUAUUUGAAAUCAACUCAAACAAGCACACCCCUCCCUUCAUUGCUCAGCCCCCAAAAUGCAUGAACACGCAAUGCAAGUGUGGAUGUCUCUUUAUCAUAGCUGAAGAGAAGCAAAGUAACGUAUGGAGCAGAAAAACAUAACCUCGGCGUCCGUUUUCAGGCCUUCCCGUUUAGGUCCCUCCAGCGCUGGAAAGCUUUUCUAAUAUUAAAAUCCUAAAGGUCCUAAAGCUCUUGCCUGAUCAUAACCCCAGUGAUAUUCCUCUGAGCCAUCAGUCUUUCUUCAAAUCUCCCUCUUGCUCGCUCCGUCUCCUCCCCCAUCAUGAGUGGACACGCCCCCUACUACUGAUUGGCUACAAGAUUGUUUUGAUGCUUGUUCCAAUCCACUUUCAACAGCAUUUUCCAAAAAUGGCUUACUGCACCUUUAAACCUUAUGCAGUACAUUACAGUAAAUAUGUAUUUAAUGCAUCAUCUCUUUUAUAUUUAGCACAAUCUAUAUUAUAUAUAUAUAUAUAUAAUAUUAGUACUGUGCAAAAGUCUUAGGCCAUCACCAGCUUUGUUGUUUUAGCAAUGUUUUAAUUACCAUCCAUAUUUAUUUUUUCAGUCUCUUUAUUAUGAUACAAACAGAAAAUAUAGGAAAUAUGUACACAAAAUGUAAAAAAAAAUUCUGAAGAAAAUUGUUUCUUUAAGCAAAAAUCAGUAUUUAGCGUGACCUUCUGUCACGUCUCAUGGACUUCCAUUUUUUCAAAGAAGAAACUCUGAGAAUCUUCUCAUCAGAUUUUGAACAUUUUCUUGGCCUUCCAGUCAUUUUCCGUUCCAUUUAGGUUUAAGAGAGGCGGUUCCUGCUAUUGCUCAAGUGUGAGGAAAGGUCACUAAAUACUUGCCUUUUUAGCCUAUAAAAGCUGUUUUUUUUUUUUCUGAUUUUUUUUUUCUGUUUAAGACCAAUAAUGCUUAAGACCAUUAUACCAUUGCUAAAACAACAUCUAAUGUUGGCCUACGACUUUUGCACAGUACUGUGUGUGUGUGUGUGUAUAUAUAUAUAUAUAAAGUAAAUCAUAUAUAGUUUCUCCUGUAACCAUAUGAAAUGAAUAAAUAUACUUUUCUCUAAAGUGUUUCUGAACAUUUCUGAUGUGUCCCAAUUUGUGUAUUUAUGCACUAUUCUAUGCCGUUUUGUUGUAUAAAUGGGGGGAGGGGGGUCCUGCAGAGUUCAGCUCCAACUUGCCUCAACCCACUUGGAAGUUUCUAGUAUGCCCAAUUACACCUUGAUUAGCUGGUUCAUUUGUUUAUUUUGUGUUGGAGCUGAAUUCUGCAGGACAGUGGCCCUCCAGGACCAAGUUUGGAGAGUCCUGCACUAAAUAAGUACAUAGUGCAUAGUGUCAUUUGGGACCAAUUUAAGAGUACACUCUUAGAAGAAAAGAUUCUAUAUAGAACGUUAAAGGGUUCCAUCAGGCGCUUCAUAUGUAGAACCUUUUAGAAGAUCCCAUCAUGGGAUUAUUUUAUGGAUUUAGUUUUAAUUAACUAAUUUGGUUUAUCGCUUUAUCAAUAGAAAAAAAUGAAAUAACCCAUUAAACAUGAAGGGAUUAUGCAAUCUCAUUAUAUAGAACCUUUUUGGUGUAAUGAGUUCUUUAAAACUGAGUCAAGAACCCUAGAGUUCUAUAUAGAACCCCACUGAACCUUUUUUCUAAGACUGUAAUAAUGAGGAAUGAUAUUUCAGCUCCUCUUGAAAGAACUCUGUUACUUACUAUUGUGUUAUUUGGAUGCACACUGUAACUGAAUGAAUAAAGUUAGUAAUAAAUUGCUCA
Ctenopharyngodon idella (grass carp) is the source of this 3311-nucleotide messenger RNA. RefSeq names its product chemerin chemokine-like receptor 2 (gene cmklr2). Lineage: Eukaryota; Metazoa; Chordata; Actinopteri; Cypriniformes; Xenocyprididae. Gene Ontology annotation, cellular component: plasma membrane. Gene Ontology annotation, biological process: inflammatory response; phospholipase C-activating G protein-coupled receptor signaling pathway; positive regulation of cytosolic calcium ion concentration. Gene Ontology annotation, molecular function: complement receptor activity; G protein-coupled receptor activity. The transcript has 2 exons. The record is from RefSeq and is a predicted model, not a curated record. Bases 317 to 1387 code for a protein of 356 amino acids.